AACCUAGCAACCACCAAAGCUGGGCUCCCAAGAGGUCACUCAUUCACUUAUCAGCAAUGGACUACCAGUGAUCGACCUGCUGUGUGUGGGGGAAACUGGAAGUGUACAGAUGAGUGAUUCAUUCAUUUAUUCUUAUACUUUUUCACCUAACAGUGACUUACUGCGGUCUUAUUUUGUUUGAAGCACAGGUCCUAAAGAUGUGGUGGGUAGCAAGAAAGAGUCUUGAUCUUAUGUUCCACUUAGUGGAAGAAAUAAGAUUUACAGUCCAUUAUCAAACAACUUCGUAACAGUCCAGUCACAUGCACACAAAGUCCAGAAGAAUGUACAGGAGAUUUGUAGUUUGGGAUGGAUCAUAACAUCUCACACAUAAAGGGUCUCAGAUGGAGUCUCGCUCUGUCACCCAGGCUGGACCAUGAGUGCUUUUUUAAACCUCAUUUUAAAUCUGAAAGAAGAAUGAAUACAUUGGUAUGCAUAAGAAGUUUAGUAUGAACCCAUACUGUGUUUUGUUAUCAACAAAGAAACAAGAACAAAAUUGGCACCCUUUCAGUAAGCUCAGCUGAGGUAUUUUCACACUGAAGGUUCUGCAGGCUUCUGGAGCCCUUGAGAACUGAGUAGGUAGGUUCAGGCAGCUAUAACAAAAUACCACAGACUCGGUGGCAUAACAACAAACGUCUGUUUCUCACAGUCUGGAGGCUGGGAAGUUUAAAAUCAAGCUGCACACAGAUGAGGUGUCUGGUGAUGGCCCUCUUCCUGAUCUGCUGAAAGCCACCUACUUGCUGCAUACUCCCAUGGACCGGGUCCCUUUUAGGUGAGACUAGAUGAAAAGGGCUCUUCAGCAGCUGACUUCACAGCAACUAAUUUCUGACAGGUCAGAGUUGGCAUUGCUCAAAUCUGGGCUUCAUUUGCAAGAAGUUUCACAAGUCUGCCAGGGGAAGUCCCUGGACUUCUUGCUGCUUUCGUGUAGGGCAGGCUGUCGAAACCUCAGUGGAUAAAAGACCUAGAGAAUGUGCAUCCCAGAAGAAGCUGGCCAAGGAUAUGGGAGCAACCACCAUGGACCAGAAGUCUCUCUGGGCAGGUGUAGUGGUCUUGCUGCUUCUCCAGGGAGGAUCUGCCUACAAACUGGUUUGCUACUUUACCAACUGGUCCCAGGACCGGCAGGAACCAGGAAAAUUCACCCCUGAGAAUAUUGACCCCUUCCUAUGCUCUCAUCUCAUCUAUUCAUUCGCCAGCAUCGAAAACAACAAGGUUAUCAUCAAGGACAAGAGUGAAGUGAUGCUCUAUCAGACCAUCAACAGUCUCAAAACCAAGAAUCCCAAACUGAAAAUUCUCUUGUCCAUUGGAGGGUACCUGUUUGGUUCCAAAGGGUUCCACCCUAUGGUGGAUUCUUCUACAUCACGCUUGGAAUUCAUUAACUCCGUAAUCCUGUUUCUGAGGAACCAUAACUUUGAUGGACUGGAUGUAAGCUGGAUCUACCCAGAUCAGAAAGAAAACACUCAUUUCACUGUGCUGAUUCAUGAGUUAGCAGAAGCCUUUCAGAAGGACUUCACAAAAUCCACCAAGGAAAGGCUUCUCUUGACUGCAGGCGUAUCUGCAGGGAGGCAAAUGAUUGAUAACAGCUAUCAAGUUGAGAAACUGGCAAAAGAUCUGGAUUUCAUCAACCUCCUGUCCUUUGACUUCCAUGGGUCUUGGGAAAAGCCCCUUAUCACUGGCCACAACAGCCCUCUGAGCAAGGGGUGGCAGGACAGAGGGCCAAGCUCCUACUACAAUGUGGAAUAUGCUGUGGGGUACUGGAUACAUAAGGGAAUGCCAUCAGAGAAGGUGGUCAUGGGCAUCCCCACAUAUGGGCACUCCUUCACACUGGCCUCUGCAGAAACCACCGUGGGGGCCCCUGCCUCUGGCCCUGGAGCUGCUGGACCCAUCACAGAGUCUUCAGGCUUCCUGGCCUAUUAUGAGAUCUGCCAGUUCCUGAAAGGAGCCAAGAUCACGAGGCUCCAGGAUCAGCAGGUUCCCUACGCAAUCAAGGGAAACCAGUGGGUGGGCUAUGAUGAUGUGAAGAGUAUGGAGACCAAGGUUCAGUUCUUAAAGAAUUUAAACCUGGGAGGAGCCAUGAUCUGGUCUAUUGACAUGGAUGACUUCACUGGCAAAUCCUGCAACCAGGGCCCUUACCCUCUUAUCCAAGCAGUCAAGAGAAGCCUUGGCUCCCUGUGAAGGAUUAACUUACAGAGAAGCAGGCAAGAUGACCUUGCUGCCUGGGGCCUGCUCUCUCCCAGGAAUUCUCAUGUGGGAUUCCCCUUGCCAGGCUGGCCUUUGGAUCUCUCUUCCAAGCCUUUCCUGACUUCCUCUUAGAUCAUAGAUUGGACCUGGUUUUGUUUUCCUGCAGCUGUUGACUUGUUGCCCUGAAGUACAAUAAAAAAAUUCAUUUUGCUCCAGUAA
Molecule: messenger RNA, 2433 nt
Organism: Pan troglodytes (chimpanzee)
Lineage: Eukaryota; Metazoa; Chordata; Mammalia; Primates; Hominidae
Gene: CHI3L2
Product: chitinase 3 like 2
Exons: 13
Coding region: 1036-2208 (390 amino acids)
Biological process (GO): carbohydrate metabolic process; chitin catabolic process
Cellular component (GO): extracellular region
Molecular function (GO): chitin binding
Source: RefSeq, a predicted model, not a curated record